Messenger RNA from Anastrepha ludens (Mexican fruit fly), 2436 nucleotides. RefSeq lists its product as uncharacterized. Lineage: Eukaryota; Metazoa; Arthropoda; Insecta; Diptera; Tephritidae. The record is from RefSeq and is a predicted model, not a curated record. The transcript is spliced from 2 exons. The coding region runs from base 144 to 2213 and encodes 689 amino acids.
AGAAAUUAUUGCUUUACUUUAUCACUUCGUCUCAAAUAAAAAAAACACUGCAAUCCUGCAAUUAUCUUUUAUAUACUCAUCCAUAAACAGAAUCCAUCGACGAAUAAGGAAAACUUGUGAAAAAGAAAACAAAAAUUGUAACCAUGUCCGUAUCCAACACUGCCCAUCUUGCAGUAAGUAAUCCUCAUUUGGCGCUCAAUAGCUUUAUCAAUGUUUUCUCGCCGCCUUCUUCGGUUUCCAAUGGGAAUGAAACUGAAAAGACUGGCACGUUCAUCCAUAAUCGGCACAUGGUUUUGAAGUUGGUCAAUAAAAUCUUUGAUGAUAAGCUCGGCAAUAUUGAAUUAUCUCCGUCACAUUGCUCCAGUGUGGCGAAGAGAAGUUCCGAAUAUAGUUAUGACAGACGACUCAAGUACUGGAAGGAUGUGUUGGAGCAACGCAAGAAUGUGCAGGCGAACAUACAGCUAAAGACUGGUAAAAAACCAGCCCAGAUACUCUUCAAUCGUGCAGUUACCGUUGAUGAACGUGACAAGCAGACUGUGCGCCGCUUGAUGGACUAUGCCGAACGUGUAACACCAUUGACUCUAAUAAAUAGGAAUGCAUCUAUAUUACCGGAAUAUAUGGACUGUAACACAUGCCAGCACGUGAAUGAAUUACAUGAAACGUUGCCAAAGGCAGAGCGCGACGGUGAGAAGAUAGUUGAGAUUAGCGGCUUACCGUCGAUAACUAAGAAAGAGCUAUUGGGAAAGCCGAAGGAUCAGGGUACCAGCAAGAAGUCGGAUUGGUUGAAAUCGAAAGUGUUAGAGGAUCGCAUUGAAGAGAAGCGUCACGAUUUAGAACGUGUAAUAGAAUUCUAUCCAGAUAUAGAGAAAUUGGAAGUUGUGGGCGAAGGUUUUGACAAGAUAAACUUGUUGCAACACAAUGUAGAUAUAAAAUAUAUAGGUGAAGAGCUCAUACAUUAUAUAUCACAGGAUUCAUCCGCUUGUCAAGCAGAUACACAGGCAGAAACGAGUGUGGAGGAGCCACCGCCACAACCCGACUACUAUGUCAAGAUAAACGAGCAUGUUUUCCAAUUUAUUGAGAAACGUAGCUCUAAAUAUGUCGAGAUAGAGGUUCGUUUCGAAUGCGAGCCUUUCGACAAAGUCAUCAAGCACGUUUUACAUGUGGAAAAUCUGGGCAAAAAGGUGUUGAAUUUCGAAUGGGUGCAUCGGCCGUAUUUCGGAAAGAAUUCCAAUCUUUUGAAGGCCAACGAUGAUGAAUUUCUCUUCCCGCAUACACCGUUUCGUCUUGCGUCAGGCGAUACCAUGGAAGUGGUUGUGCAAUUUCAACCACGUCAUGUCAACGUCAUAAAAGAAAAGUGGAUGUUAAAAAUAGAUCCAUAUUUUUUUUGUCGCAAAAUAGACGCUGUCGUUUUGCGACUGUAUGGAAAAUGCAAGCCAGCGCCAGAAUAUGUAAACAAAAUUAGAGCUGACCUAACAGAUGUGCUGAAUAAGUCUAAUACUAAGAUGGCGCGCCAGUUUACCACGGGCUUGGCUUCACUCACACCGCUUAUUAAAGGACCCGAAACGCAGUGUCCUUACCAGCGCACCCUCACUGAACUUGAGCUCUUCGAAUUCAACAAUCCCGGCUAUCGUUGUGAGCGUUAUCAUGACAUACAAUUACUGAAGGAACUAUACCAACGUUUGAAGAAGCCACGUGAACCUGCUUGGGACCUUAGUGUAGAAACUUUGAAAGCUAUGAUAUUGCGCCAAGAAAGUCCCGAUCGGCGUGCUUUACUUUUCGUCGAGAUGCUGGGUGUUUUAGAGGAGAUGCGCGGCAAACCGCCAAUAGACUUCGAGGAGAAAAUACUCAAUAAUACGGAACGUGAGCGGGCAUGCUAUGUGUACGUGCGUGGUAUUAUUUCGACGGGAAUCGAUGAAUGGGAAGAGCUGACAUUGACCAUUGAGGAGGCUUUCCUAAAAGUAACAUGGCAGGAGUACAUGGAAACUUAUUAUGAAAUGCAAAAGGAUACCACUUCUUUACUAAAUGAAGGCGCUGGGGGCGAUGCUCAAAAUAUAGGUUUGGAAUUGGACGAAGAGGGAAUUAAACAAUGGCUAGCUAAGGAGUUGCGUCAUCGCAAGGCGUUCCGUGACACACUCUACAUGCAGACCUAUACGCAUUUGUGCAAUUUCAUGGAGGAUAUUGUGUCAGUGAUUGAGAGCACAGAUAUCGUAUAAGCCGUUGCUAUGUUCGGUAGAUAUUUGUCUUAAAUUGCUUUUUUUGAAAAUGAGUCUAUGGACAAGUUGUGCGUCAUACACUAGUUGAAAGAGCUUCUGUGCGCAUGCGGCAGUGCUUGAAUGAGAACUGCACUGAGAAAUGUUUGCGCCAAUCAUUUAUAUAACGUUUUUUCUUUUAUAUUUUACUUGGAUAUACAAAUGUACAUAUAUAAUAUAAAAUGAA